AUGUCUAUCAAACCUAUCUAUGUGGCUGCGCAUCCGCGCGCUUGUUCUACUGCUUUUGAACGAGUUUUUAUGACCCAACGCGCUACUAUUCAAUGCGUUCACGAACCCUUCGGUGAUGCUUGGUACUACGGUCCAGAGCGUCUAGCCGACCGGUUUGAAAAUGAUGAACAAGGUCGUUUGGACAGUGGAUUCAGCAAAUCGACAUAUCGCACUGUGAUGGAUAGAUUGGAACGUGAAGGCUCAGAGGGAAAGAGAGUCUUCAUCAAGGACAUUGACGCCUAUUUGCUCCCACAAAACGGGAAGCCAGCAAGCAUUGCUCCAUCUUUAAGACGCAUCAAGCGCGGCGUAGGCACCGACUCUCCCGCUGAGGAACCCCACUCGGCCAACGGCGUCCACGCCAACGGCCACACCACCGCACCCGUCAACGGUGUCAACGGCACUUCGACUUUGAACGGCAUCAACGGCCACUCGAACGGUGUCAACGGCACCACCAACGGGGCGGUAAACGGCGUAAAUGGACACGCCACCAACGGACACUCCACCAACGGCAACGGUGUCCAUGUAAACGGGCACAGCAACAGUGACGCUGACGCCCACGUCCACACCAACGGAAACGGAGUCAAUGGUUCCAGUCCAUACCCAUACGACACCCCCAAGGAACCAGGCAACCCGACCGUGAUGCCCCGCGAACUCCAAGAGAAGUUCCACUGGGCCUUCCUUAUCCGUGAUCCCCACCACAGCAUCCCAUCAUAUUACCGAUGCACAAUCCCACCUCUAGACCAGUUGACUGGAUUCCAUAACUUCGACCCAAAGGAGGCGGGGUAUAAUGAACUUCGUCGCCACUUCGAGUAUCUUGUUGAAUCGGGACUUGUCGGACCGCGUGUUGCUACCCGGCCUGAUCUUUCGCCUGAGGCUGGUUCUGAGGAAGAUCAGAAGACUGUGCAUGAGAUCUGUAUGAUUGAUGCGGAUGAUAUGCUUGAUUCGCCGGCGCCGAUGAUUGAGGCGUUCUGUCGUACGACUGGUGUGCCGUAUACGCCUGAUAUGUUGUGUUGGGAUACGGAGGAGGAUUAUGCGUUUGCGUGUGAGAACUUUGAGAAGUGGAGAGGGUUCCAUAAUGAUGCGAUUGAGUCGAAGGGUCUGGUUGCGAGAGCUCAUAAACAUGCUCCCAAGACCGAGGAGCAGUGGGAUGCAGACUGGCUUGCCAAGUACGGUCCCAAGGGUGCUGCUCUGAUCCGCCAGACAGUCAACGAGACCUUCGACGACUACCUGUACCUCAAGCAGUUUGCCAUGAAGGUCUAA
Molecule: messenger RNA, 1299 nt
Organism: Penicillium angulare
Lineage: Eukaryota; Fungi; Ascomycota; Eurotiomycetes; Eurotiales; Aspergillaceae
Exons: 4
Coding region: 1-1299 (432 amino acids)
Source: RefSeq, a predicted model, not a curated record